This is a messenger RNA of Hydractinia symbiolongicarpus, 1432 nucleotides long. Its product is annotated as betaine--homocysteine S-methyltransferase 1-like. Gene Ontology annotation, molecular function: zinc ion binding; betaine-homocysteine S-methyltransferase activity. The coding region runs from base 133 to 1311 and encodes 392 amino acids. The transcript is spliced from 8 exons. Lineage: Eukaryota; Metazoa; Cnidaria; Hydrozoa; Anthoathecata; Hydractiniidae. The record is from RefSeq and is a predicted model, not a curated record.
CUUUGGUAGACCCCAAUGGCAGACCAAUGCGCAACCAGGUGAACCAGAUGGUCUGGUCUAUCUGCCUGCCGCACCAUAUAAAAACAUAAACCUGGACAUAAUCUUUAAAGAGAGAAGGGUCGUAUAUACACAAUGGGCAAGAGAGGUUUAUUAGAGCGAUUAAACAAUGGUGAAGUAGUAGUUGGGGAUGGAGGUUUCGUUUUUGCAUUGGAGAGAAGAGGGUAUGUUAAGGCAGGUCCGUGGACCCCAGAAGCUGUUAUUGAAACACCUGAUGCAGUUCGUCAACUUCAUCGUGAAUUUUUAAGAGCAGGAUCAAAUGUGAUGCAGACCUUUACAUUUUAUGCAAGUGAAGAUAAAUUAGAAAACAGAGGCAACCUAGCAGCAAAAAAACAUGGUGUUGGUGCUAUUAACCGUGCUGCUUGUAAAUUAGCAAGAGAAGUGGCUGAUGAGGGUGAUGCCCUGGUAGCAGGUGGUGUGUGCCAGACACCAGCUUAUCUGAGUGGGAAGGGGAAAGAAGCUGUACAAGCACAGCUACGAAAACAAUUGGAAGUAUUUGUUAGUGAAAACGUCGAUUUUCUUAUUGCAGAGUACUAUGAACACAUCGAGGAAAUGGAAUGGGCUAUAGAAACUCUUAAAGAAUCUGGAAAACCUAUAUGUGCAAACAUGUGCAUUGGUCCAGAAGGUGACAUGCAUGGUAUUAGCGCUGGAGAAUGUGCUGUAAGAAUGGCAAAGGCUGGAGCUGAUGUUGUUGGAGUAAACUGUCAUUUUGGUCCUUUUGUUUCAUUAAAGUGCAUGGAAAUAAUGAAAAAUUCUUUGAACGAGGCUGGAUUAAAAGUUCAUUUGAUGUGUCAACCAUUGGGUUACUGCACCCCUGAUGCUAAAAAACAAGGAUUCAUUGAUUUAAAAGAGUUUCCCUUUGCUUUGGAACCACGUGUUUGCACUCGAUGGGACAUGCAUCGUUAUGCUAGAGAAGCCUAUAAGUUGGGUGUUCGUUUUAUUGGCGGGUGUUGUGGAUUUGAAUCAUAUCACAUUCGUGCAGUCUGUGAAGAGUUACACGAAGAAAGAGGCUUUUUACCAGAAGGUUCACAAAAGCAUGAUCUAUGGGGGAGAGGCUUGCUACAACAUACUAAGCCUUGGGUAAGAGCAAGAGCACGUAAGGAGUAUUGGCAAAACAUUAAGCCAGCUAGUGGUCGGCCAUAUUGUGCUGCAAUGUCUGAGCCAGACCAGUGGGGCGUAACUGCAGGUAAUGAGCUGUUGCAACAGAAAAAAGAAGCUACUACAGACGAAGAAUUAAAAAAGUUAAUUCGCUAAUAAAGAAUACGAACUUAAUGAAAAACAAUUUUCCACUCCAAUCCAUUGUAGAAUAUAAAUUUAUAAUUUUUUGUUAUUGUGUUGUAUAUAUAUAUAUCUGAAACAUAUUACGUUUACCAAG